Molecule: messenger RNA, 440 nt
Organism: Amoebophrya sp. A25
Lineage: Eukaryota; Dinophyceae; Syndiniales; Amoebophryaceae
Source: the annotation of a GenBank genome assembly
AACAUGAACAUGAUGAAGAACUUCACGUUGCGCGGACGAGAAGAAGGAAAUGAACAAGAUGUGGACGUAGGUCGUGUCUCUCGCAGCUCUUCCGACAGUGUUGAUGAUGUUGAUGUUUCUGGUCCUUUUGUGAGCUGCAACAAUAUGUCGGGGCUUCGUUCCACCUCGUCUGGGUCCUGUAGUACGUAUGGGCAGCAACAACAAUCAGAAAUCAGUGAAGAGUCGGGCGAACGUGGACAAGCAUCAAAUGGAGGACGAGCAUCAAGAAAUGGAGCAUCUUCAAUUCAUGGAACAUCUUCAAUUCUAGGACCCUCCUCGAGGACAUCAGAUCUUCACUUUCUCGCACGACCCUCUUUUUCCUCUAGUACAACUUCCCCUGCUCCUGCUGUGGAUCAACCUGUAGUACUGUCUGAACUGCACCCGAAGAAGACGAAGAGUGC